UCUUAACCUCUCCACGUUUCCAAGUAGCUGCCAGUGGAGAUCAUCAUCCUCCUCUCUCCGCUCAUUGGCGACGAGAGACGCCCAUCACGCGGAGCCAGCUGCGGGUCAUUCCCUAUCCGCACGCUCUGUCGGAAAUGGCAGCCGGCUCCCUCUCGUCCAUUGGACCGAGCCGCUGUCAGUCGGUCUCUCUCACGCUGAACACCGUCCGCCUCUCCGGCUCCCUGUCUGCUGAGACCGCCGUCAUAUUGGCUGCUAGGAGCAGCAGCGACCACGGCAGAGAAGGAAGACCCCCACCAUGACGAAGAGCGGGUUUUCGUGGCAGUUAAAGACUGAUUUAGCCUUUUAAAUAUUCUUGAUUACUAUUUAACGAAUUAAUUUUAAAAUAUUCGGGAUGAUACCGUCAAGUAUCCGAGUACCUUUAGUGCUUUCAUCCGACACCGUGGUCCGCAAGGGGGAUGUAUGCCUGACUUCUCUUAAUAGCCAUUUUUUGCAGACAAAGAGAGCUUUUGAAUAGGGCUUUCAAAAGGCACACGGGUCCCAGGGGCUCCUAUUGAUGAAGAAAGUGGGCAACAUGUGGAGCAACCUGAAGAGCAGAUGUCAGACACUCUUUCAUAACAAUAGUUCAGGACCCAGUGAAAGCAGGGUUGAGGCCGAUGCCGUCCACUGUGUCUUGGAUCUUGGCCAAGGAAGCAGCUCAGGUGAGGCCCAGGCAUCAGGAGCCUCCAGCCCAUCAAGGAGCCUCCUGCCAGUGCCAAUGGUGACAGCAGGACGGGGCCAUCAUAACUGUGUGUCUGACAUCCCUCAAAUAGUAGAGAUCACUAUUGACAAGGACACCGAGGAUGUACGGGGGGGAUCAGGGGGUGUUCCCCUGGCCCGGAGAGACUCCUAUUCCCGUCAUGCUCCUUGGGGGGGCAAGAAAAAACACUCAUGUUCCACCAAAACCCAGAGCUCUUUGGAGGCUGACAGACGGUCUGGACGCUUACGGGGGAGUGGAAAUCGUAGGGACAGACGUUACGGAGUCUGCUCCAUCCAGGAGAUGAGCGAUUCUGUAUCUGGAGGACGAAGUCUGAAUGCCCGGUCAUUACGCCAGCGACUGAGUGAUACAGUAGGGCUGUGCUUACCCCUGCCCGCUCGCAGACGUUCCCGCUCAUCAAAGAACCCUGUCACCUCCAAACGAAAGAUUCACCUGACUGAGCUCAUGCUAGAGACCUGUCCCUUCCCACCAGGCUCAGACCUAGCACACAAGUGGCACCUGAUCAAGCAACACACAGCACCGGUCAGCCCGCAUUCCUCCACUGCCCUGCUGGAUGCCUUUGACCCAGCCCACCCCUCUCCCGAGGAUGAGGAGGAACGUCUGCGUGAGCGGCGCAGGCUUAGCAUCGAGGAAGGUGUGGACCCACCACCUAACGCACAGAUCCACACCCUGGAGGCCUCAGUGCCAGGCUCCUCUCUCUACAAACUGGGACCAAAGAUGGCUCCUGGCAUGGGAGAGGCCUCUGGGGAAGGCCGGGCUUCAGGGGCCAGCAGCUCUGUGGGUGCUGGAUCAUCAGGUGCCUGUGGUCAGGUGUUGGGGGCUGCAGCGUCAGCCCAGGACUGUGACUCUGAGGAAGAUUCGACCACCCUCUGUCUGCAGGCCAGGAGGCCCAAGCAGAGGCACGCCUCUGGAGACGGUCACCUGAGCCGACAGCAACCUGGGCCCUGGAAGGUUCACACCCAGAUAGACUACAUCCACUGUCUGGUACCGGACCUAUUGCAGAUCACAGCUCUGCCCUGCUACUGGGGUGUGAUGGACCGCUAUGAGGCUGAGGCACUGCUGGAUGGGCGGCCCGAGGGUACCUUCCUGCUGCGUGACUCAGCCCAGGAGGACUACCUCUUCUCCGUUAGCUUCCGUCGUUACAACCGCUCACUGCACGCCCGCAUUGAGCAGUGGAACCACAACUUCAGCUUUGAUGCCCACGAUCCGUGUGUUUUCCACUCUUCCACUGUCACAGGACUGCUGGAGCACUACAAGGACCCCAGCGCCUGCAUGUUUUUCGAACCGCUGCUCACAGCGCCUCUCCAUCGGACCUUUCCUUUUGGCCUGCAGCACCUGGCACGAGCCGCCAUCUGCCGCUGGACCACUUACGAUGGUAUAGGCUCACUGCCUCUGCCCCCUGCCCUGCAGGACUUCCUCAAGGAGUAUCACUAUAAACAGAAAGUACGAGUUCGUUGGCUGGAGAGGGAACCGCCACUCAAGGUCAAAUAGGGUGGCUUUCUCCAUUGCCUGUACACACACUGCAGGAGGAUUACAGAACUUUAGAAAUUCCUCAUUAGCCAAUUAGAAGCUACACUGACAUAGCUCUCUUUUUGGUGGAGGAUGGAAUUUAAAUGUAACAAGCUAUAAAAGAUUCAUUCUAAUCUUUGUUUUAGUUAUUACUUACAUCACAGAAAAUACAUAUGAUUAUAUUCAGUAUAACGCUGUCUGGCAAGCACAUGUUUUUGUGUUGAACAGGUUGUUUGGACAGGGAAGGAAAGCACAAAUAUCAGUGCUUUGUGUCUUUUCUCUCCUGCUUUGUGCUAAAUGUCUGCCUGAUCCCACGACAUCACCCUGCCUGUAGACCUGCCUGCAUGACUCCCGUCUUCAUCCCAAAUUGCUAUUUAGGCCCACAAAGCUACAUUGUACAGUUCACUUUGUGCUUUCUCUUUUUUUCUUCCUAAGUUUGUCAAAGCACCUAGUGGAGCACCUUCCCAAGAAGGUUUUUAGGUGUGUGUGGGUUGAGAGGGCAACUGGAGGUGCCAUUGGUAUAUUGCAGUCAGAGCUUGUCCCAUGGAUAGAGCUACAUAAGGCACAUGCUUUGCCAUCUCUUUGCACAUGUGAGCAUCAGCUUAGCCAGUGACGGGGACAGAUUCUGGGAGGGUCCAUUGAGUUUAAGACAGCACAUCAGGGAAAUGACGUGCUUUUAAGGGACUAUAGAUUAGUCCUUCAGAAACAUUAGUUACUCUUUAAGCAGUAAUGGUGAAUGAUGAAUAAUAAAUCCGUUUACUGUGUCCUAUUUAGUGUGCAAGCUAAACUUGUCACCUUUAUUCCCGCACUUCAGCUCUGUGUACACUAUUGUGUAUGCAUACACAAAGUACAUUUCUCUGGCUUCAUAGUUUGUUUUACACCUGCUCUCUUCAGUUAGCAUCUUUUGGUGGCAUAUGUCAUAAGAAAAUCUUCGACCCCUGUAUUGGUUGUUUUUCUUCUCAAGACACUCAUAAGGCUGCAAGCAGCUUUGCACAUGUAGUUAAGGUUGAUGAAUAGGGACAGCUAAUUAAGACGAUACUUUAAAAUCUCUCAUCAAAAUUGCAAUUUACAUCUCCCAUAUUGCAGUACCCCUUUCUUCCUUAAUUUAUAUUUGUUUUAUGAAACCAUGUUAAAAUGCAUUAACUUUUUUUUUUUUUUUUAAUUUUUUUUUUAUGAAGUGGACAUGUCACCAGCAGGAAAAGGGCUUGCUACAGUUGAUGACCCCCAUUUACAACCUAUGACUCGAAGGUCACAGCCCUAACAAUUAACCUCAUUGCCCUGUUGCAUUUAUAGUCUAAUUUAUAACUUGAGUGCAGGCAACACUCGAGUCUCAAGAGGUUUACAUCUUUGCAAACUUCAGUUAUGGCAUUGGAAUGAUUUCAGUUGUGUCACUUGGGAGAAAAAGACCGCUGGCUAGCCGCUCAUUUCUGUUUCUGUGUUUUCAUUGUGAAGAGAAAAUACAUGUAACCUAUGUGCCUUUUAUGGAGAACCAAUUAUCUUGUUCCAUAAUCAGUUGCUCUGUAGUCCAAACCUAGAGCAGGAGGUGCUUCUUCCAUCAAAUGAGACUGAAGAUAAUAAUAAUGAUGCUCUAGGCUAAAAUUUUUGUAAAGGAUACAAUUCUAGUGGUGCUAUGUUGGUUAAGCUACAACAGAUUAUUGAACUGAUAAGUUGUACAUAAGUUACAUCUGUUUUCACUGACUAAUGCAUGCAUUUAGUCUCUUGCCACAUUAUGACCUGUAUGGUAGUGUUAGGUUCUUAGUGGGUCCAAUGCCAGCCCUACUGUAGCACAUUUCAGUGAAAGACAUCAAUACCCAGCCCUUACAUGUGCAGGUUCUAGUCUGCAUCAGAUCCCAAUGAGAGGGUAUGAAGGAUCACUCUUCACUGUGAGCAUGUUUUCUCUGAAUAAUCCAUCUUCUGCUCAAGUUAGCCAUCAGAAACACUGUUUGUUCUAACUCUUUAUUAGUAUUAAAUGCACAUGACCUGGCUUAAAAAAAAAAUCUAGUAGUUGAACUUUUGAACACUUGUGCAAAUGACUGUGCGAGGGUGAGAAGUGAAGAGACAAGCAGACUGGUUCCUUUAAGGCAUUUUGAGAAAACAAUUUCUGACUUCUAAUUAAUUGGAAAGUAUGAAGAUGAAAACCCUGCAGGUAAUGUGUAAAACUGAGAUAUGGAAGCUGAAAGAUGCAUGAGUUCAUCAUUACUGGAAAGGUUCUCAAGCUAGUUCAUAUUGUAGUGUGUGUGCGUGUCUGUCAGUCUGCACAUGUGUUAAAGGUUACUGUAGUUCUCAUCAUCGAGGAUGAAUCAUGAACAAAUAUCAGUGAAUUUCUUUGCCCAUGAGCAUCUGAGUCUGUGACCAAAGCUCUUGCACACACCUAUCUGUAUUAAGGCUGCAGCUUAAUAAUGUGCUCAGUGGUGUUAAAGUAAAGCUAGUUUUUAUGUCAGAUUUCCAACAAGUUAAAGCUAGAAUAAUACAACAGUAUGUUAGACUGUUAAUAUAAUCAUAGGGGAGAAUGUGGCACUGUUAAGCUUUCACCUACACCCUGAAAUUUAAUUUCACCAACUAAAUGGGCAGGCAGUGAGGUGGUUUCCAAACACAAAAGUCCCAAACAUUUUUCCACUGCCCUGCACUUUGUUCUCAGAAAACUUGAAUGCCGCAUGUUAAUCACCUGUGUGUGUCAGAGUGGCAGCAGUGAGUGUUAAGCAGAGGGGAUAGGACUGACUGAUGCUUGUUUGUGCACUUUUAUGUUUGAGGAUUUUUAGCAUCCACACUGUCAAAAGAGAAGAAAUAUAUAUCUAUUUGAACCCCCUUCCCCCGCCCCCUCUCACUCACACACACAUCACCCUUCAUACUUACUGUCACCUGUCUAUCACGCCACUUCCUUGCAAUAGCAUACAACUUGUUGCGGUGCCCCACCCCUCUCGCAGGCACUAAUCACAGGCUAAUUUUACCAUGUUGGGAUAUAAAUUUACUGGGUACUAAAAGGGCCACUCUGUGUUGCCUCACAGCUGCUGUGUGGCUGAGGGAGGCCUUUUUUGUUAUUAUAUCUAACUGCUCUCUCUCCAUCGGCCAUAUCCUUAACAUCCUUGUGCUGAUGUGGAGGUGGCCGUGGCAUAGAGCGAGCUAAGGCCCAUUUGUCCUACACUCUACUCUCUACCCGACUCUGUUAGGCUUAAGUGAACAUUGAGGAGCAGGAAUAGGAGAGAUGGGAGCUGGCUCACUGAGAGCAUUGGCUUCAUGUUGUGGCAUGGACAUGCUCAUGGAGAGGGCUGGGGAUUUGUUGAAGUAAACAGCACUUUAAUUGUGUUUAGUUUGUUUUCUACAGUGCAGUCUAUGAGUAUAGGGACAGUGACAUGUUUUUUGUUUGCUCUUUACUCCAGCAUAUUGGGAUUGAAAUUAUAGUUGAGCUUCAUAACUUUAUAUCCAGACCUAGUGAACAUGGUAGGAAUUGUACCUGCUUUCAGAUAUUGUGCAAAUUCAACAAACUGAAGUCAUCAUAUAGAGUUUGGUCUCAAGCAAAUGAAACAUCCUCUAUAGAACUGAGGUCAGGUGACUUUGCCCUCAUUGGCUGCUGCGUCUGUACGUCAAAGCUUUGUUCACCUGAUUUGACCUUAAAUUAGGAAAGACUUACAUUUCCCACUCUGCUACAUUCAAUAUGGAUUUGAACACUCUCAACCAUGAUAAAAGCUGAGAGUUAGCACUUUAAACCUUUAUGGUCUUUGUUUAAUCACCAAUAUGCUGCACUACAGAGCCAAAACAACUGACAAUUUCCUACUGUCCAAAUAUUUCUGAACAGCACUGUGUUUGUGUUUUAGCUCAAGAUGGCGAGAACUGUGUGAGUGUUGAGGGAAAAAAAAAAAAGACGGCGGUCCAGAAAUAUUUCACUUGUAUAUUCAGGCGUUGUAAGCUGUGUCAAUGGAGUUGAAUCCUCCGCCAUGCUGCAGACUCAUUGCAUGUGUGUGCGUCAUGCGGGAGUACAUUAUUGUCUGGACAGAGCCACACGGAGGAUUCAAGUGGAGGGGAUGCAGAGUCGACUGUGAGGGGUGAUGAUAGUGACUCCUAUGAACAAUGCCUCUUUGCCCCCACGCCCCACUCCCCAACCCCCCCUUAAUCUCAGGCAGGCCCAUUGCAAGGAGAGUCCCAGGACCCUCUCAACCCAGUUUUCCCCAUGGGAAAUAUCUGACAUUAACCGUAGCACAUGUUUGCCAUAUAACCUGUAGAUUUAGGAGAAAAAAAACAUUGUAUGUAUGAUGAAUGAUGGAGUUAUAUAAUAGGAGCCUGAUGAAAAGAAGUUUUAUUCUUCUGUGGUGCAUUAAUUGUCUGGAACACAUACAUUUGCACACACCUUGCUAUCAUACUUCUUCAAACACCUGCACUACCCCCAGGUAUUGAACACACAUCUACACCUUCCCGACACCACCAUCACCCCACCCUAAGCCAGGGAUGUGUAAACAUGGACCACAUUUAGCCAGCACCACCAUUCUAUGUUACUCCCCCCUCCAAAAAGGGGAGCACAAAGAUGGGUGUUUACGUGUAUAUUCUAUGUUCUUAAGAAAAAAACAUAAAAUGCGUGAAUUGAACUAUUUUGACCUUAUAUUGUCAUUAGUAUGACACUAUUUAGCUGCACUAUGAGAGCCUCAUUUGUGGCGAGAAACCACUGGGUCCGGUCUGGAUGAGAGACAGGCUGGUUGUCAUUAAACUACAGCUACUACCCUGGAUAAAAGACUCCAGCCCCCCCCUCAGUACGGCUCAUGGUUUUAGCUCUAAGAGGACAAACAAAAGGAAAAAAAAAGAUAUUUUAAACAUUUCUUUCAUGUUCCCAUAUAUAUUUUAGAAAGCUGGGUUAAGUGCUAUAUGCAAACAGAAAAAAAAGAUGUAUGAAAGAAUUAUUAUUUUUCAUUAUUACUUCUCCCUAAUAUGCAAUGGAGUGUAGUGUAACAAUGGUUGCAAUCCUCUGUCACUUUAAUGCUGUAUGUGCACAUUGGUUGCUGCGUGGAUGUGGGUGCCGAGGCAACAGGACUUGACAAUGAUGGGAACUAAUGGUUGUCACUCUGCAGCACUGCUGUGUUCCCAGACUGCCUUAUUCGUUCUGACCAAUCAGAAGAGCCCUUUUUAAAUCCCGGGCCACAGUCACCGCCACAGGCCGACCAAGCUGUCGUCAGACGAAUAUUGCUGUUCCAUUUUCUUCUGCUUUUCCUUGCUUUUUUUUCCUUUUCUUUCAUUUGUUUUUUUUUUCUUCUCGCUGUCAGGUAGGAUUUGGAGCGUGUAAAUGGCAUAAUCAUGUUCACAUUUCACUGUCUGUUCUGUGUAUCUGCUUCACCAUUCAAUGAGAAAAAAAAAACAGUUGUUUUCCAGUAUAACCUGUUCAUUUUAAGAGCCGUAUGAUGCGACACUUGUAGCUGUCACUCUUGGUGCUUGGCUUAUGCUUCAUUGUCUUAAUAUUCCAAAUAAAACUGUUAAGUGUAAUCCACACUGGCCCAUGAUAUAA
Acanthopagrus latus (yellowfin seabream) is the source of this 7748-nucleotide messenger RNA. RefSeq names its product suppressor of cytokine signaling 5b (gene socs5b). The coding region runs from base 554 to 2245 and encodes 563 amino acids. The transcript is spliced from 2 exons. Gene Ontology annotation, molecular function: 1-phosphatidylinositol-3-kinase regulator activity. Gene Ontology annotation, biological process: intracellular signal transduction; phosphatidylinositol phosphate biosynthetic process. Gene Ontology annotation, cellular component: phosphatidylinositol 3-kinase complex. NCBI's taxonomy places the organism in Eukaryota, Metazoa, Chordata, Actinopteri, Spariformes, Sparidae. The record is from RefSeq and is a predicted model, not a curated record.